Molecule: messenger RNA, 2931 nt
Organism: Enterospora canceri
Lineage: Eukaryota; Fungi; Microsporidia; Enterocytozoonidae
Source: the annotation of a GenBank genome assembly
AUGAAAAUCACAGUCGCAUUUGAAGAAGAACAAAAACACCUAAAAAUGAGCAAUAAAAAACUAACAGAGACAAUUGAGAAACUGGCUGGAAAUCUAUCAAUUACAAGUGACCAAAUGAUAGAUUUAUUGGUGAACACACUCAGUAAAGAGAACUACGAGAGCAAUUUGGUUGAUUUGCUUGGAUUUGAUUCAGUAGAAGAAAUAUUUACGAUUGUAGAAUACAGGAAUGAAAUAACUGCAAUGAAAUCAUCAAAAGAUCCACCAGAAGAAUCAGAAAAUGACAAAUACACAGAAUAUCUGGUGCAAAGAGAAGUUGUAACUAAGAAAAAAAGCGUGGAAGUUAUUCCAGUGACCAAAUUGAUCAAAAAUGGUAGGAUACUGUUGCAAGAUAAAAUGACCAAAAUUAACAUCAAAACAUUCUUCAAAUACACGCAUUUCAAUGAGAUGCAAUCAACGAUGUUCGAAACAGCCUAUAACACGAAUGGAAACUAUUUGUUGAGUGCUCCAACUGGAUCAGGUAAAACAGAUGUAGCACUUCUAAGCAUCCUAAAGAACUUCAGAAAUAGAGACAAGAAAGUCGUAUAUGUUGUACCAAUGAGAGCAUUGGCUACUGAGGUAGUCAGAAAGUACACCAAAAUGCUCAGAAACACGCUAAAAGUGGUUGAAUACACUGGUGAUACUGAUAUUGCGCCACAAGAAGCAAAUAGGGCAGAUAUGAUUGUAUGUACACCAGAGAAGUUUGAUCUGACGACCAGGAGACUGAAUAGUCCAAUUAAGAGCAUUUCAUUGGUCAUAAUUGAUGAGAUCCAUCUGUUGGAUAAUACAAGAGGUGUUGUAUUGGAGACAAUCGUGGUACGAAUUCAACAAAUGGGUAUAAAUAACCAAGAAAUAAUUCGAAUAAUAGCAUUAAGUGCAACUGUACCAAACUAUAAGGAGAUAGCAGAGUUCAUUAGGGGAAAGGCGUACCAUUUUGGACAGGAAUACAGGCCAGUCACCUUAGAAAGCAGAUUAAUUGGAUUUAGAAAAUUGAAGGAGGAAAUAAAAGAAGAGAAGGAGGAACAACACGACAUUUCUGAGAAGUUAGAGACCAUUCAAAUCAUAAAUAACAAACCAGUCAAGGAGAAAACAGUCAAGAAAGCAAAAACGAAUCUUGAGAAACAAAAUGACAGAUACGUCUUUGAAAACAAGUUGGAGUACCUGAUAGAGAAGAUGAAGAAGCAUGAGACCAAACAGUCCUUGGUGUUCACCACAAGCAGAGGCAACACGACCAGAAUAGCACAGAAUAUUCUGAGGAAGCAAGGAAUAAGCGUAGACCAGAAAACAAGUCUAUUGAAGUACAAAAUAGGAGUUCAUCAUGCUGGAUUGUCACGAAAAGAGAGGCUUGAGACGGAAGAGGCCUUCAGAGACGGCAGAAUCAGCACGUUGAUAUGUACAACAACACUGGCCUGGGGCGUCAAUCUCCCAGCUGACGUCGUCUUCAUAUUUGACACAGUCUACUACGAUUUGACUGUUGGCAACUACGUUGACAUGCACAUUCUGGACGUGUUCCAGAUCGAAGGACGUGCUGGUCGUCUCGAAUACACCAAAGCCACCAAGGCGCAUUCCUACAUAUUCUGCUCUCAUAGCUCAUUCAACUCGUUCAAACACAAAUUAAGCUUAAACUACAAAAUUAAGUCUAAUUUGCAUAAGAAAAUACGAGACAUUAUGCUAAGUGAAAUUUACCUAAGGAAUAUCACAGACCAUCAAGGGGCAGUCGACUGGUACACGAAGACGUUCAGUAGUGUCCUCUGCUACGAAGUUGACCUCGAUUCAACCCUUGCUGCCCUCCACUGCGACGGUCUCGUCCACAAGGAGACAUCCAUUUCCAAUCCAUUUGAAUUCACCACCAGCCCCCUUGCUGCCUACGCCGUGCUCCACUACGUCUCUUGCAAGACACUUCGCCUCUUUGUGGAGCAGUUUCGUGACAUCCGUAGCACUCCUGAUUGCAUUGAGCUCCUAGUUCAAUCUGACGUCUUUGAUAACAUCACAGUGAGACAGGAUGAGACAGUCCAGCUCAUAUCUCUGCUUGAAUCAGGUGACUUGUAUCAACAUACAGCUGCUCUCGACCCCAACACGUCUGAAUUCUCAGCCAGAGACAAACUCCUCAUUCUCUUUCUAAAUCACCUCUAUAAUCCAGGCAUGAAAUUGGGAUACACCCUGCACAUGGAUACAGUCUACCUGAUUGAAAACAGCACCAGAACACUGGAACUGCUCAAGAAGAUCCUUGUUUACUACCACGAAUACGACAGAUACGUCGUAUGUAGCAGAUUGAGCGUAGCACUGAAAUCAAGAAUCACAACUCAUAAAAUGGGUCAUAUUUCCACCACAGUCACCGAAAUCAACAAGUUCACCACAUUCAAACUGGAUCCAUCAAUCAAAUUUGACUAUAUUGCUCUCCAUCACGAAAACAGAAUAGUCUGGCUCACUGAUAUCACAGAAUGUACCUACAUCACCGAUGUCACCGAUUACGAUAGAAUGACCCUAUCAAUCAAUGGUGUUGAUUACGAUAUCCAAUACUCAAAAAUGCCUGGAAUCAGUAACCAGUACAAGAACAUCAAUUUGAUUCAGGUAAUGAACAUUUUCAUGGGAGAAAGAGAAGCAAUGAUGAACUACAAAAUAGUUGAGAUAGUUGAGCAGAAUAUGCCUGUAUCCAAUAAUGGUAUAUUGGUAAUAACCAGGAAGUCAGAUAUUGAUAGAACCAUCACAUCAUUGAACAUAAUGGUCAGUAUCAGGCUGAGCAUGUUUGACUUAUUCAGUAGAAGCAAUGUUGUCAGUGAUGUAUCAGAUGAUACAACUGGAAUAAUAGUGUAUAAGGGAAUUAGGAUUAUGGUGAAGAAUAGUAAGAAUGAGUAUGUGAUAGAUACAGCCAAUAAUCUGAGGAUAUACUGCUAG